AUGAAGCAUGCGGAAUAUUAUCCAAAUCAAAAUAUAGUGUCCAUAAAUAUCCAGUUCAACAGCUGGACGAAGGCGUUUCUUAACUACUUACGAAUCGCAGAGAAUUUCGUCAGUAGCACAAAAGCGUCUAUAAUAAUUAAAAAAAAAAAGGAUGUUCGAAAUUUUCAUUUGUAUAAAAUUAAAUUACGACUAAUUUACGGAAAUGAUCUGAAUGGUUCUAACACCACAUUCGUAGAUGAAAAGAUGAAGAAAUGGAUUACUCCCUUGGAUGAUCAUUUAGAGCAAAACUCCAACUUGCAUUCAUCCCCGCGUUCAUAUGAAAACCAAAAUUUAAUUAAUCCAAAUCAUGAUACUAAGGGAAAAAUUAAAAGUAAUUUAAUUCAUAAUGAACAAAACAACGUUAGAACAAGUAGUGAGAAAGCAAUCCAUUUCAAUAAAAUUGAUGAAAGAAAUGAUGAGAUCAUUGAUAAAGUGAUGAAACUAAAUAGGUUUCAGGUUUCUACUUGGAAUAAAAAAAUGGAUGAAAGUAAGACACAAAAAGGAACUAAAUGGACAUCAUCAUGUGUAUUAAAUAAAAGGGGAGACAAGGAAGUGGAUAGAGAUAAUCUUAAAAAUGCAACUAGACAAUUAUUAAGAGAAAAAAAAAAGGGAGAUAAACAUUUGGAUAUAGUGCAUGUGUUAGUAGAAAAAAAUGUAAUUUCAAAAGAUUUAUCCAUUUUUAAAAAGAAAGAUUUUUCAAAAUACAUAUUUUUACCGGCAUAUUUGUCAUUGAAAAGUGCGAAAAUAAAAUCAGUCCAUUUUUUAUUAAAUGACAAAAUGAGCAUAAACUUACUUCUAAACCUAAUGGUAAGAAAAAGUAAAACGAAUUUUCUCGAAUUGAGUAUAAAUAAAGAAUUAAAUGAUAUGCUAAAAUUGAAAAGAUUUAUUAUUCAAUGCAAAUCAUGUAAUGAGAAUGUUAUGAUAUGUGGAAAUGUUAAUUUUAUUUUGCCGAAUAUGUAUUUGAAUACAACUGAUUUUUUGGAACAUGCAUUUUGUGAAGAAUGCACUACUUUUACAUUUGAUGGUAUAAAAGAUAUUGAUCGCAAUAUUUUCAUUUUCCCCAACUAUCUAUUAUUUCGUUUAAGCUUAAUUAAAGACAGUAACUUAGCUCUUCAAAAAAAUUCAGUACACCAAUACAGAUUUUUAUUUUUUUGUAAUUUUUGUCACAAUUUACUUGGUUAUUUUGAAAAUGAAAAUCACCACACACAUUCAUAUCAUGAAAAUAAAAAUAUGAAUGAUAAUCUUAAAAAAUUCUUAUUUGAUAUAAUUUAUGAAAGCGACAAACCGGGGUAUGUAAAAUUGGAAACGGUUAUGUUCCAAUCAACUUGUCACGAGAAUCCAUAUAGCCAAAUUAAUGAAAAAGAUGUAUUUAAUUCUCAGCAGAAUGGGGAUGAAGUAACAAGAGUACAAAAACCAUCACACAAAAGAAGUGAUACAAAAGAAGGCUUAAACUUCUCCAAUGAACUCAUUAUUCGGGAAGUAAUAGACACAGAAAUGUUAAACAAAGAGGAAGAUACCAAUAUUAACCCCAUUUCAAAUCUCAAUGACAAGUGUCAAAAAUUCUGUGGGGAUAUCAAUCCGAAGAUAUACCUCCUUAAGCAUAAAAUAAAAAUGCUAUUAAAUGAGGAAAACAUUUUUAAAAAUUACAACAAUGUAAUAUUUUUGAACGAGUAUAUGCAUAGCAAAUGUGAAAAAAAAAAUAUAACCAUUUUUUACUUAAGAAACAAUCAAAAAGGAAAAAUAAUUGAAGUAAGGAUAUUUAUAAAAAUGCUAUAUAUUUGCAAAAUUAUGGAUCCAAAAAUUUGCCAUAACAAUUUUUUGGACUUUCAAAAAGUUAUGAAAAUAUUAUAUUGUGUUAUAAAAAACGAAAAUAAAUUCAAGUUCCCUAAUUCCGAAACUAUUGAUAUUUCCAAGCAACUUUACGAGGAUAUAUUAAAAAUGAUGAUCUCCUAUUCCUUCAGAUCAGACAUCUUUAAAGGAAAAUUCCUCUCUUAUCUUCUCUUGAUCAAUUAG
Plasmodium gonderi is the source of this 2052-nucleotide messenger RNA. RefSeq lists its product as hypothetical. Bases 1 to 2052 code for a protein of 683 amino acids. The record is from RefSeq and is a predicted model, not a curated record. NCBI's taxonomy places the organism in Eukaryota, Apicomplexa, Aconoidasida, Haemosporida, Plasmodiidae. The transcript has a single exon.